Messenger RNA from Sesamum indicum (sesame), 1799 nucleotides. RefSeq lists its product as uncharacterized. Gene Ontology annotation, molecular function: lipid binding. The record is from RefSeq and is a predicted model, not a curated record. NCBI's taxonomy places the organism in Eukaryota, Viridiplantae, Streptophyta, Magnoliopsida, Lamiales, Pedaliaceae.
GGGUGUAAAGUAGGAAUGCGGUUUUGUAUAUUUAUUUUUUCUGGCUGGGGGCGAGUAGCGAGGCGCGGGGCCAAAUACCCAAGUGAUGAACGGAAGGCGCAUCGCAUAUAUAUAUAAUUGGAAAAAAGGAGUGUGUGUGGUCGGGAAUCGGAAUAGGAUAUUGUUUAAAAAGAGGAAUUGAGUGGGAAUUGGGGAUGAUGAUGAUGAUGAUGAUGACGAUGUGGGGAGAAGAAUUCUGGAGGGAAAACAUAAACAUAGACGGAGAUGGCCGGACAUGGAUAUGGACAUGGACCCUCGCCGUAAUACUCCUCAUUUUCAGUUGCCGUAUGGUCAGUUCGCGCUUCCGCUACUUCUUUGGAGGACCAACUCUUUCCUCCUCCUCCUCCUCCGCCCCCAUCACUCCUAAAACAGAUGAUGAUAUUCCGUCUCUCCGACCUGGGAUUAUCUCUGAUUUGGAUUUGAAGACUCUCAUGAACGAGCUUGAUGAUACUUCACCUGAUAUCAUCUGGGAAAACGUCGUCGACAAGAGUACCAAAGAUAUUUCCUACAAGGCCAAGUGCUACAAACCCAAGGAUGGACCCUUGAAGUAUCUGAGCGUGACCACCUUUGAGGACUGCUUUAUUGAGUUGCUGCUCAAUUUUUACAUGGAUAAUGAUUAUAGGAUGCAGUGGGACAAAACCAUGGUUCACCAUCAGCAGUUGCAGGUGGAUCGCAGCUGUGGCGUUGAAAUUGGUCGCACCAUUAAAAAGUUUCCAUUCGUAACGGCCAGAGAGUAUGUAUUGGCUUGGAAACUAUGGCAGGGAAUGGAUGGGUCCUUCUAUUGCUUUAGUAAGGAAUGUGAACAUCCUUUGGCUCCAAGAGAUAAAAGGUACAUAAGAGUUGCAGUUCUCAGAUCUGGUUGGAGAAUCAGGAAAGUUCCUGGUAGAAAUGCCUGUGAGAUCAGAAUGGUCCACCAAGAAGAUGCUGGUCUUAAUGUAGAAAUGGCAAAACUGGCCUUUGCAAAGGGGAUAUGGAGUUAUGUAUGCAAGAUGGGUGUUGCGCUUCGUAAAUACUCCGAUGAGAAGCACCAUCAACUAAAUUCAACUGCUGGUGCCAGCAUGUAUAUUCAAAAGGUCCCACCUGAAUUUGAAGUCACAAAGGAUAUGAUCAGCACAGCUCAUCAAGAAAACUUAAUUACAACUGUCCCUCCCCAUAUAGGGAAUUGCAGACCCAACACGAGGAAAUUCACUCGAAGGCCUUCAAAUAAAUUCAUCGCAAAUAGUUUGGUUCUCCUGGGUGGUGCUAUCUGCCUUUCUAGAGGGCAUUCAAGCUUGGGUGCCAAGGUUGCCAUGGCCUAUAUCUUUAGCAAGCUUACAAAUCGUGGUGCUUCAUCUAAGCAAGCAGGGAAUCUUCCAUGUAACAAGGGUUCUUAGUUUGUGAUGAAUAUGAUGAAGCAUAUGAUAUUACGCAGUUCAGCUACUGCAAGUGCAAAUGGAAAGUUCAGUAUGGCUGUAAAUAUAGACGUUGAUCUUUGUAUCGACUUGUCUAUUGCUCCCUAUUUGAGAGUUUGGAAGAAUUUGGAGGAUUUCCUGGAAGAGAUCGUAGCCUGUGCUUUCUGAUAAUUUUCGCUGGCUCAUAUGUAUGCAGCCACACGCUCCCUCAGUUUUACAUUCUCAACCUCUCCCUCACUCUCUAUCUUAAUUCCUAGAGUGAUAAUAUGUUGCUCAUGUUUGCAACAUUACAGAGAUGAUAUUGAUCAUAUUCUGCAUGUACAUUACUACAUUUUUUACUAUGUUGGAUUAAACUGUUGACCUGUGAUC